This is a messenger RNA of Seminavis robusta, 5496 nucleotides long. NCBI's taxonomy places the organism in Eukaryota, Bacillariophyta, Bacillariophyceae, Naviculales, Naviculaceae. The record is from the annotation of a GenBank genome assembly.
AUGUUGAACAAUCCAUCCACCACCAUUGAGGACAAGGUGACAAUUCCUCCGGAUGUCUUUGUUCCGGCAUUGAUCGAACACCUCUACUCGAGAGAAACCGCGGACCGGACUGUUCGGGCCAUUGCUUCCUUGUUGGCUUUGGAGAGCAUUGCGGGAAAAAAGGAUUACACCCAUGCCAUCGUUUUGCACGGAGGUAAAAGGGCCAUCGAAAGCAUCAUGGAGUUGCUCGAACGGACUGGAAACGACCGACGAACACUUUUCAUCCAGGAACAGGCUGCCAGAGCCAUGUUCUACUUGACCGAGGGCAAAAUUCUAGCAUCGUUGCAGAGGAAGCACGAACAGCUGACUGCCAAAGGCGAAGAGUUUGGUGGAGUGGAGUCCAUUGACUUGCCGAGAGCACUCCGAAAUAUGCUGGAUCACUGCUCCGUUUCCAAAAAUCCAAAUCUACAGCGUUGGUCCACCUCUACUAUUCAUCACUUGGUGUUGGAGGAUCAAAGGCGCGCGACAAUGGCUGUGAAUGAAGUGGCUGCAGCUGUUGCCUCGGGCCAGGCUCCCGAUGACUUGGAAUACAACUCCUUCUUGGACCAGCUUGUCUCCACUGGAGGAAUCAUGAUCCUUUGUAGUCUAAUUGGCGCGGAAGACGCAGAUACAAGAGCCCAUGCCGUUGCUGCUUGUCAGGCCAUCCUGUCAAGCACAAGAAUCAUGGACAACAGCCGUGCAGCCUUGGCAGAAAUGACUGGUGGCCAACCAGGUGGCUCCGAAACAAAAGACGGGGAAAUUGUCCGUGCCUUGAUUGCCGGGGGCGGUUGCGGCUCGUCCGUGUCGCAGCUCUUGAUUUCCGCCGAUAAUGCGGUUGCCGGUAUGGGCUGUGAUUUUGUUGCUUCCUUGGUUGGGCCUCUCCUGAGUCAAGCAGCGGCAACUGCCAGCCUGCCAUCGCAGUACGACUGGAGGUCGGACAAUGACGGAAUGGGUGCCUGCAGGGAGGCAGCGUUGGAAAUUGCAACUGGUGCCUGUUUGCCAGCUUUACUUUCCCUCGUGCGUCAGCACGUGAGACGCCCCGUGGAACUGAAAAAAUCCGCUAUGGAGACUCUCGCGGCUGUUGUAUUGGCAGUUGGCGAAAUAGGAAGAGCAUGGGCGGGUGGAAAGUACGAGGAAGGUCUGGAAAUGGUAGGAGCUCCAGCCAAACUGAAGGAGGCUCUUCUUUUGCUCAACGAGGAGGGAACCAUUGAUGCAGCUCUCGAGCUUCUUCAGUCAACGGCUGCACAGUCUUUGGGUUCUGCUGCAGAUACACCGGCAUCUAGAAUGCGAGAAUGUGCAGGAAUCAUUCUGGCGUCUCUUACGACUUGUUCCGCCGAAGCAAUCAUGGAGCUUCAGACUCGUAAGGUCGUCUCUCCCUUGCUCUUGGCGUCCAAUGACGCUUCGAUGUUGUCACCUUCGAGUAUCCGUGGAGAUACAGCUCCUCGUUGCCUGGGAGUUUUGGAAACGGUGGCUUCUGUGCUCAUGUUUGCUUGGCAACAUCCAUCGGGAGCAUCUAAUGAGCUGCUGGACCAGCUGAUUGAGGCCCUUGAUGUGGGAGCCAUAUCCUUUCUUUCAAAAGUGCUGCUGAAGGGUGUCGAAUGGGAUUCCAAGGACAAAGCGGUUGGUGGAAUGAAGUCAGCCACAGCCUGCUUUCGCUUGCUCUGUUGUCUCUUUGGGAUUGCGCUGACUGACGAGACAACUAUCGGCAUGAAACGUCUCAUGGACGCGGUGGAUGCAGACUCUUACAAUUACAACACUGGCCGCAACAAGAAAGGGCCACACAACAUUGUGGAAGCAGUGUUGGGGUCGCUCCAGGUGGCUUCCGCGACGGCAAAGAAGGCUCUUAUGGGGAGCCUUGGACAAGGGGCUCACUACCAAACCGCCCUUAUGGACAUGCUUGAGGCUGCUGUGCUCGCCACGGGAUCCAUGUGUGGCUCAUCGGUGGCUCCUGGUGGCGGGGAGGGUACUCUGAUCAAGGGGGAGAAUUUCUUGGCCCUUCGCAGUGACGAAUAUGUUUCUCGCAGGAGAGACAUUUGCAGCGCUGCAUGCGAUGUUGUGGUGCGAAGUGGCAGAGCCGGGCCACCGCUAUUGCCUACUAUGCUCGUAGGCGGGUUUGGGGAAGGCACCGUUGUUGCCUCGUUGCGGUUGUCUCUUGCCAUUGCACAGAACGGCGUGAAGACACAGCAUGCCAAGCUGGCACACAGCGGGAUCUUGGUUCCGAUCAGUGACAUUCUUCGAAGUGCUCUCUCGAAUGGCGACUUGUACAAGUUUAGUGCCGCGUUGGCUCUGGUUCGGAACUGCGGCCCGCACGUGGCUUCAGGAGAGAGCGGCGGUCUACAAUCAGUUCGAGAUGCCAUCCGUAUCGCAACUAAUGUCAUGACUCUUCCGAUACCACACGACGCCAGCAUUGAACAGAUCGAAACGCAAGAGUCACUCAAGGCUGAAUGUAUCAGUGCACUGGAGUCGCUGAGCCACAACGCAGCGCUGUGGAACGCUAUUUCGACGGAUGCUCUUCCUUCCAUGGUGCGAUACUUGCAAAGCACCGGCGACAGCCCUGGGGCAAGCGCUCGAAUGCGUGAAACGCGGUGUGCUGCUCUUCGCGUAUUCCUUCAGCUCGUUCAGGUGCCUUCCCACGCGGUAUCUGCUGCGGAAUCUGGUCUUGCCCAGCCGCUUGGAAAGGUCCUGAGGAACAGGGCGGCAAAGAAUAGCCAGGAAGAAGAUGACGAAGUCCCCAUGCUCGCGCUCGAAGUCCUUCAGGUCAUUACAAAGAACGACAAUGCACGUCGAAAGGCGAGAAUUCUCGACACUGGUGUUGCCCGUGACAUCUGCAACGCGAUUGGAAACGCAGCCACUGAAAAGCCCAAGAAACCAACCGACAGUCGAGCCAACAUCACAGUCAUUGGAUUGGAUAUACUGCAGGCUGUGUUGAGGGACGUGGAGAGUGAUGUUAGCACCCAGUCAGUUCUACAGUCACCGGCUGCCAUUGCUUUCCUUGAUGCCGUGGCGAGCGAAAGAAACUUCGUCAGGGCCAUGUGCUCCACACUGCUGCUGAAAACUGGAAUGAAGCUUCCCGUCGAGGAUGAAGAAACGGGACAGGACCACUACGAAAUUCCAAAGUUGUAUGGCCCUCCGCUUGUGUUGGUUCGCGAAGCUUGCGGUGGAUAUGCCAACACACACGAAGCUGUCGCUGCCAUUUUCUUCUCGGUGGCAGUGUAUGCUUGUGCCAUCGAUUCGAAGAGGAGCGAUGCUUUUUGGAAGACUUCUCUGUUGAAGGAUGCCCAGCCCGAGUCAGACCCCGAGGAAAGCGCCCAAACUGCAGCGACCUUCAGCGCUCAUUUAUUGAGUCUCCUCGACAGCGACUACAAACCUUUCAUGCCCCUGGACCCCCAGCGGAUGGAGGAUUUCAAUCUCAUUUCGAGACCGCUUGUUCGUCACCAUUUGUUGGAAGCCUUGAGAGACUCAAUCGCUGCUGGUGUUAGCGGUGAUGGAUCGGACCCUUACUUCGUCGCACUUUUCGUCAAGUUCAACGUCCCGAGAGUGUUGUUGACUCUUUGGGAUGAUCCAGCUCUGCUGGAUGUGGCGUUUGGUCUUCUGAAGCAAGUUGUCGAAAUCGAUCCUGAUGAUGUAUUGCAUCUCUUUGUUGAGUCCAAGGAAGCGAUUCAAGCACUAUUCAAUAUGCUGAAUCUAGAUCCACCCGCUGGAACGGCAACUGAUAUCUCGGAGAUCAGGCGGUUCUUGGCGUCCAUUCUUGGCAAGCUCGCAGAGAAUGGAUUGCUUACCGAUGCAGUUACCAAGUUUGACGCCAGGAGUGCUGCGAUUGGUGCAUUGGCUGCUGCCUGUCUUACAGAAGAGGCGGCCGUGGUCAAUGACGACGACGACGAUGAGGACAUGACAUCAAACCGUUUGUCCAGUGGCUUAAUGCGCUGUCUGGUGGAACUUUGCACGGUCAGAGACGCAAAAGGAGGUAACAAAAUCGUCUUGUCAGCUCCAGAGGCAGAAGCAAUUGCGAAAAAUCUCGGCAAGAAGAUUUGCCACAUGGUGCUGUCUAGGUUCCUCGAGCGUGCAAAGCUGCAAGAGUACGAGAUGGAAGAAGAAGAAGAAAUCAUGAAUGCACCUGAUGUGGCAAUGCUUUGCGCCGUGGCUCAGCAUGAUGCAGCGUUGCAGAUCCUACGCCGUAUUGGAGGGCUACAUGCAUUGAGUCAGAUUGCCUCCGAGGGCGAACUCUCGGCUGUGCUCGUUCUGAAAAAGGCUUGCCAAGACGACUUUUCGCUAUUGUUGGAGGCCGACACGUUCAAAUCCAUCAUGUGUCUCUUCUCCAAGAAGGAUCACGUUGCGCACUGGCGAACAGAUGUAUCUCUUCGACGUCAGAUCGAGGGAGCCGCAUUCGACUUGCUUGCGAGCUUGUGCGGAGUGUCGCAGAAGGGCCGAAAAGCGGUCGGCGCUGCAGAAGAGUGUGAACAAUGUACUGCCAGGGCGAUUGAAAUCGUGGGUUCAUUGGGCGAUGAUGCGGAUGCGGAAGAUGCCGCACCACCCACCGUAGCAGCUGAAUCAGACGACGACGACGAUGCACCGCCGUCAUAUAAUGCAGUCGAGGUGCCUGCAGACAAGAUCGAAAUGACCGCGGACGAUUCAGCACUGUGUGCAUCGGCCAUGUCUUUCUUGUCGUCACUUGUUUCAGUGCCUGCCAUUAGAAAGGAACUCGUGGAAAAUGAUGACUUCAUCAAGGCUUCUUCGUCAUUGGUCAAGACAGAAAUCAGUUUGUCGCUCCGCUACGAUUCCAUCAAGCUGAUCAAAUCUCUUGCUCCUUUUGCCACAAAAGACAGCACCCUAAAUGCUGACCUGGUCGCAGAUGUUCUUAUUGAGGCUCUCAAUGCUGAUGUGAAAUCUAGCGGUGCUGUCACAGCUGGCGAGGUCAAUGGCAAUCUGAUCCACGGAGCAGCUGUUGGCGGGCUGCAGAUCACGUUCAGUACUCUCGAAAGCGACAAACAGUUGGAUGUUGCACGGUCCGUGGUGAAUAGAUUCACAAAGUCCGUAAAGACGUUGACGGUUGCAAAGGGCGACAAACGACAUCUUGGCCAGCUCAUCUACAACAUGACAUUGAUACUAUUGCUAGCAAGAGGAAAGGACUCAUCGGAAGAGGCCUUUACCAAGCAGUUGAUGUCAUCUCUCAUCAACGUGGUUCAGUGGCGGUAUGAUCCCAAGACGAAGCUCGAAGAUCCAGAUGGGAAGUUACUUUGUGCAUCGGUCACCCACUGCCUGCAAGUCUUGUCGCUCACUCUAAUGACGACAGAUGAACAAGUCGCGAGCCUGGGCAUCAAAAAGUCGGACCUGUCUGGCACUGUUUUGAUGGUUGCAAGACCUGGCAAGGCCCCUCGAAAGGCAAUCGACAUGAUGUCGGCUUUGUCAAAGGCGAUCGACGGCGCUGAUGCUGCUUGUGGCAUUGCAGCGGCAAACUUGAAGAAUCUCAUUGCUUCUUAG